This is a messenger RNA of Pungitius pungitius (ninespine stickleback), 1855 nucleotides long. It is a transcript of the gene sumo3b, whose product is annotated as small ubiquitin like modifier 3b. The record is from RefSeq and is a predicted model, not a curated record. Gene Ontology annotation, cellular component: nucleus. Lineage: Eukaryota; Metazoa; Chordata; Actinopteri; Perciformes; Gasterosteidae. Gene Ontology annotation, biological process: protein sumoylation. The transcript has 4 exons. Gene Ontology annotation, molecular function: protein tag activity; ubiquitin-like protein ligase binding. The coding region runs from base 245 to 529 and encodes 94 amino acids.
AAGUCUGGCUUUGCCGGGCGGCCCUUUUGUUUCACCUAGGUCUCGGGGAUGCGCAAAUUAGGUUGCGCGUUCAUGUAUCCGCGGCCCCGAGGAAAGGUGGACCACGUGACCAAUUUCGUCGAAUUGUAUUUUAAAGUUCUGUGCGCGCUCCUGGUUCAAGCGAAACGCCGGAGAAACCGAUAACCCGCUUCGCCGCAAAAAGUCUGUCUCUGCGUUGUUAAUACAUCCCAGAAAGAAUAGCGCAAUGUCUGAAGAAAAGCCAAAGGAGGGAGUGAAGACAGAAAACGACCACAUUAACCUCAAGGUGGCUGGUCAGGAUGGGUCAGUUGUACAGUUCAAAAUCAAAAGGCAUACUCCACUCAGCAAACUAAUGAAGGCAUACUGCGAAAGACAGGGACUGUCAAUUCGCCAGAUACGUUUUAGGUUUGACGGACAGCCCAUUAAUGAAACGGACACACCUUCACAGCUGGAAAUGGAGGAUGAGGACACUAUUGAUGUAUUUCAACAACAGACAGGAGGAGUCUCUUAAGUCGGAUGUGGACUCUGAAGAACAUCCACAUCAUUUUCCUGUUGUAUUUUUCUCUCAUUCCCCUCACCCCUCUCCACUGUGCCCGGUCAGGCUGUUUAAAAUCAUCCAAAAAGGUUCUUUAUUUGGCGCCAAAUCCAAACUUCGCGAUGCAGGGUAAUUUUUUAAAAAGUGUUUUAUUCAUGUAAAUGGAUGACUUUAAUUGUCCAAGGCAGGGACACGUCUCAGAUAGAAAUUGUUUGGCUUGUAAUGAAGAAAACCAAUAACCCACUACACUCUUGAUAUUUGACCAGGUGCAUCUCAUAAACAAUAAGCUGAACGACAUGCCAAAAUCCUUCUUUUUUCCCCCUUCUUGUUUUGUUCCAUGUUUUCCCAAUUGUGAGCAUUCAAAUUCAGGAUGGGCUCAAACCAUUUUAAUUAAUGUACUUUAGGGAAAACUGCUGGCUGGCAGCCUGUGGUUUCUCUCCGUAGUUGGUAAAGACAGUGACAACUUUCUGAAGUAAUACCCUUUUUUUUAGUAUUUUUUUUUUUAAAGCAACUUGAGGUACACAUAGCCAAGAAAAAUGGUUUGUGUUGAGAGGUUCAUAUGGAUGUGUAACUCAAUACUGUCAACCUCGAUUCACUGGUAACUACUACAGUAAUAUUUCUGGACAACAAUCUAAAUGAAUAGUUAUUUUACAAAAGGUUUUGGUUAAUAUACAAUCUGUACAUGUGAAGGCGGUUACUGUCUUUGUCAAACAGCAAAGGAGUUCGCUGGAGUUUCUCCACCUUUUUUUUCAGGAUAAAAUAAUUCACCCUAACCAGUCCAGAAAUGGAGUAUCCCAUCCAAGGUUAUAUAUAUUUCACUUUGUGUAUAAAUAUAUAUUGAGUCAAUGUUGUGUUGCCAAUUUAAAUGCAUUUGUCCAACAUCUACCCAAACACUCUUAGUUUGUUUGACUCUUGUGUGUUGGUAAAGUAGAAAUCUUGUUUUAUAAGAAUGUCCUUAAUUUUUGUGUCUUCAUUUGUUAAAUUUGCAGGGUGACAACAGCAGCCCCCCCCCCAAAGUUUUUGUGUUGGGAUUUGUACAUUAUUUGUUCUCCCUAUACUGUAUACAAUAAAUAUAGUUUGAUACUCAGCCUGUUGCAUUAUAUAUGCCUUCUAUUUGUGUGCCAUUAGAUCUUUUAGCUAUGCUGCACAGCGUAAUACAGAGCAAGCACUUCAAAUAUUCUCUUUGGUGUAAAUAAACACACAGGUAUUAAAGGGCUGACUACUUGUUGGAAUUGUCCUUUUCUGAAUGUUGGUUUGAUUAUAUUAACGGGUGCAAAUAAACUUGCCUCUUGAUAAAUGCUA